Messenger RNA from Elephantulus edwardii (Cape elephant shrew), 870 nucleotides. It is a transcript of the gene TNFSF10, whose product is annotated as tumor necrosis factor (ligand) superfamily, member 10. Gene Ontology annotation, cellular component: membrane. Gene Ontology annotation, molecular function: tumor necrosis factor receptor binding; CD40 receptor binding. The record is from RefSeq and is a predicted model, not a curated record. Gene Ontology annotation, biological process: immune response. The transcript is spliced from 5 exons. Bases 1 to 870 code for a protein of 289 amino acids. NCBI's taxonomy places the organism in Eukaryota, Metazoa, Chordata, Mammalia, Macroscelidea, Macroscelididae.
AUGACCUGCAAGACCAUGUCCGCGCAAAUGACGAGCCUGGGGAGCCUCGGCGUGGGGCAGCUGUGUCUCUGCACGCUUCUCAUCUCCCUGUUGCUGCAGUCGCUGUGCAUGGCAGUGACUUACGUGUACUUCACCAACGAGCUGAAGCAGAUGCAAGACAAGUACUCCAGAAAUAGCCUUGCUUGUUUGUUACUGGAAGAUGACAGAGAUUGGGAACCCAGUGAGGAAGACAGUAUGAACAAACCCUGCUGGCAAAUAAAGGCUCAACUAUACCAGUUCCUUAGAAAGAUGGUUUUGAGAGUCUAUGAGGAAACCAAUCCUACAGGCCAAGAAAAGCUACAAGAUUAUCUAGGAAGUGAGAGAAGUUUAUCAAGAGUAGCGGCUCACAUAACCGGGCGCAGCCGGAGAACCAGCACACUGUUAACUCUAAGUUCCAAUAAUGAGAAGGCUUUGGGUCAGAAAAUAAAGACUUGGGAGUCAUCCCGAAAAGGCCAUUCCUUCCUGAAGAACUUGCACUUGAGGGAUGGAGAGCUGGUCAUCCACCAAACAGGGUUCUAUUACAUCUACUCGCAAACCUAUUUUCGAUUUCAGGAAGAAGACACGACAUCAGUAGCAGAGAAAAGAAAGAAAAACAAACAAAUGGUGCAAUACAUUUACAAAUACACAAGCUAUCCUGAUCCGAUAUUACUGAUGAAAAGUGCCAGAAAUAGUUGCUGGUCUAAAAACUCAGAAUACGGGCUGUACUCCAUCUAUCAGGGGGGCAUAUUUGAACUCAUGGAGAAUGACAGAGUUUUUGUAUCUGUAACUAAUGAACACUUAGUUGACAUGGACCAAGAAGGAAGUUUUUUUGGGGCCUUUUUAAUUAGCUAA